GAGAAGCAGGGGGAUGGCAUAGAAGAAGGUAGCAGCUAGAAGGAUGCUAUGACACAAGGAGAGGAGGGGAGCCAGCAGGUAGUCUCAGGGAAUGAAUGGGGAGCAGGCGGCUGGAAGGUAUCAGAAGCAGAGGAGAUGGCAGGGAGGGAGAGGAGAUAACCUGGAACUGAUGCUAAUCACUGGCAGCAAGAAUACUAAUCUGGAGCAGCAGCUGUUUCAGCACUGGACAGCGACCUGGCUGGGGAAGGUGGAGAUGCAGAAACAUUAAGCAGCAGUGCAGAUUGCGCUCCCAUGUAGAAGGCAAAGGGGUUUCUCUAACCAGUCAAGGCAGCCUUUUUUUUUUUUAUCUUAUAAGAAACAGAAGAGGUGCUCGCCAGCUGCUUCGCCCAGGGAUCCUUUUAAUUUAUUAGUGCAGGAUAGCUAUUGAUUUUAGGCUUAGAGCAAUCAUUUGAACUAAGGGGUGUGCACUGGUCUGUGUAGCACAGCGCCUGCAGCCAUCUCCUGGGGCAGGGUGACUAGUGGUCAAGGAAAUGCUACCUGCCCCAUAUCAAAGAUUUGGGGUGAGCUGAGGACAGGACUUUGGGGCCAGAGUGGAGGAGGAGCAGGGGAGUUUUGGCUCUCCCCGUCCCCCCCGGCUGAUGAUGCUGCCAAGGAGCGAUCGGUAAAAAAAAAAAAAAAAAAAAAAUCGACACGCGAAGAUCAGUUGUUGGGAAAAGGUGAUUUGGAGAGAGGAGCCAGCUCGUUCCUCUCCGGUAUCCGAGCUGAGCACGGCGGGGCAAGAGGCAGACGUGAUGGGCGAGUGGACUAUCCUGGAGCGCCUGCUGGAGGCUGCGGUACAGCAGCACUCCACCAUGAUAGGGAGGAUUCUGCUGACUGUAGUUGUCAUUUUUCGUAUCCUAAUUGUGGCUAUCGUUGGGGAGACAGUCUAUGAAGAUGAACAGACCAUGUUUAUGUGCAACACUAUACAACCUGGUUGUAAUCAAGCCUGCUAUGAUCGAGCAUUCCCCAUCUCCCACAUCCGGUACUGGGUCUUCCAGAUCAUCUUAGUGUGUACCCCAAGCCUCUGUUUUAUCACGUAUUCUGUCCACCAGUCUGCCAAGCAGAAGGACCGGAGAUAUUCCUUCCUCUAUCCCCUUUUAGAGAAGGAACUGCCACGAGAGAACCGAAGGAUGAAAAAUAUCAAUGGAAUUUUGAUGCAGAAUCAGGACCUUUCAUCCAAGGAUGAGCCAGACUGCCUGGAAGUAAAAGAGAUCCCAAGCACGCCUAAAAAAGCAGCGAAGAGCCCCAAGGUCAAGCGACAGGAAGGCAUCUCACGCUUUUACAUAAUUCAGGUCUUCUUCAGGAAUGCUUUGGAAAUCGGUUUUCUGGCAGGACAGUACUUUCUUUAUGGUUUCACUGUUCCACCUAUUUUUGAGUGUGACCGUUACCCUUGCGUAAAGGAAGUUGAAUGCUACGUAUCUCGGCCCACUGAGAAGACAGUCUUCCUGGUUUUCAUGUUUGCCGUAAGCGGCAUCUGUGUCCUUCUCAACCUAGCCGAGCUUAACCACCUCGGCUGGAGAAAAAUCAAGACAGCAAUGAGGGGAGUUCAGGCUCGCAGAAAGUCAGUGUGCGAGGUGCGUAAAAAGGAGCCAUCUACUCUGGCUCAAGUGCCAACAUUGGGGAGGACACAAUCCAGUGAAUCGGCUUAUGUUUGACCCCAUUCUGUUCACGCCAAUGGUUUAGAGCUCUCCUCUAUACUAUAGAGAAUGUAAUCUGAGGAUUAUUAAAUAUGGCUGCGUUUGGCUUCCGUCUUCCAACCAUCAGUGGAGACCCUCCAGACUUUGUUAGUAGCCUUUUGAUAACUGGAGUUGCUGGCUUAUUACAGAAAGCAGAGCCCAGCUUCCAGUGGGGCGGGAUAUUUGAGAAAAGGGUGGGACACAAGUAUAGGGACAUUAUUUAUAAAGACAAUUUUGGGACUGUAAAGUGAAGAGAUAUUGCUUGGUACUGUUGUAACCUUUACCUUAUAUUCAUUUUUUUAUGCCGGCUGCUAAAUUGAGUAAUGAGAGAGUGGAGUCCUUAGAUGGGUAUUUAAAUUUAGAAGAUCUGCACUAACACUUCAGAAGCCAUAAAAACUGGGCAGGGAGGAGCAACAAAUAACGCAAAUAGGGGUACUUUAGAGAGGAGUCUAGGAAGCCUCUCAUGACUGUUAUAUACCUCUCACUUCCCAUGCGCUGCAAACUCCCCCCCCCAAAAAAAAUCCUCAUUAACACCUCACUCGCUGUAGAAACAUAAUGAUCUUUCAAAACCUGAUAAGCAGUCAGAAUUUUUUUUUUUUUUUUUUUUAUUCAAACACCAUAACAGAGGACCUAAAGGGGCCAAGCAGAUGUCAUCAAAAAAGCGAAGGCCAUUAGGUAGGAAGAGAAACCUCUUGGGAUGAGGAAACUGGCAGGCACAAAAUGGGACAAAAAAAAACACCCUACAAAAAGCAGGCAAAGGACAUAGAAGGGCAAAGUGAAAACAAGAGCAUAGGGGGUGAAAACAAGCUACAGCACUCGAAGGCAUGGGUAUGUUUCAAUACUCAUUAGUUACUGCUACAAACAGUGGAUGAAUGGGAGCCACACAACACCCAGACGGCAAGGAACACUUGUUCAGAAAAGUUAAGGAACACUACAGUACUCAGUAAAAAGUAAUUGGAAGUGGCAACAGGUAGGCAACAGGUAGGUAAUGAAACAGUGAGAAGCUUAAAAAGCAAGUUAGGAAAAAACAAAGACCAAAAACCAUUACAACUUUCAGAAGGCAGGUAAGGAUACACAAACACAACAGGCAGAAAUAGGAAUGUAUCUUUCUUAAGACACAGAACUCCUUAAGGUUAAAGUUGGGGAGCACACAAAAAAAAAUUGGAAUAAGGAAAUAAACAGUACGCCUCAACAUACAGAAGGCAGGAAAGGGAACAAUCCAACAUUCAUCAGGCAGGCAAAGCACAGUAGAGCACCCAACAUAUAGAGAAGGGACAUUUAUUGCAGUUGUUAUUUUUUAAACAUAGUAUAACAUAAAGGUAAUGUUCACAAAAAAACAUUUUUGGGGGGUUUAACCAAUGAUUUUAUAUUGCUUAUUAAUUCUCUUCAGUCUACUUAACUGGGGCUGUGGCAGAGGCAUGUUAUUUACUUACAUACUUUGUGCUUAAAGGUGUACCUCUUUCUCAGUUCAGAAAGUUGGAAGGCAUGAUUAAAUAGGCAGGACUCACUACAAAAUGUAAUAUGUAAGCAAGGGGAACAGUACAAUAUUCAUUAGCUAAGAAGGGGACACUGCAAUAUUCAAUAAGUAAGCAGGAGAACACUAACGUGUUCAUUAGGCCGGAAGGACACACUACAAUAUGCAACAUGCAAUGUCCAUUGUAGGCAGGGCACAUUUUAGCAGUGAAUAUGUAGGCACCAAGGAUUAUAAUGUCAACUAGGUAGGCAGGGCACACUACAAAAUUCAGCAUAUAGAUGGAAAACAUUACAAUGGCAGAUAGGCAGGACACAAUCCACAUUCAGCAGGCAGGGGAGUAAUCUUUAACAGGAAGACAGAAAAGUAGGGAAACACAACAACAUGUAACAAACAUUUAAAAAAUACACAGCAGUACUCCCCAAGCAGGUAAUGUGCAGAAGUGUAAUUCUAGAUGGGCAUAUAAUGUAAUGCUACAUAGUUUAGUAGGCAGUGGGAUGCAACUGUUAAGAGCUGUACAGCUCUCCACACUCAGGCAACAGUACGGCAGCUCACUCAACUGACAACGACUAGACAAAUAAGGGAAUUGUACAACACUAAACAAGGAAGGGAAACCUAUAAGAUGGAUAGGAACAUAACGGAACACAUCAUAACUCAUUAGAUACUGCAACAUUCAGCAGGGAAAAAAGGAACACUACAUCAUUCUGGAAGAAGACAAGGUGGUACAAGGCAAAGGGUGAAAGUUGUAAUGCUUAGCAGGUAGACAAUGAUAUCUUACAACAGGAAGAAUGUGAGGCAUCACUGCUACAAUAAAAGUUUGAGGAUAAGGCUUCAGAGCAGAUUUUAUACAGUGUGGAUUGAUAAAAGUGUGGAGGUAAAGGUUAAGUAAAUAAGUAAAUUAAGGUAAGUAAAUAUGUUUGCAUGUUAAAAAGAAAUGUUGAGGUUAUGUCUCUAAGAUUAUGAAAGUCUAGGCUUAGGCCCAAGAAAACUUGGAGUGCUAUUGCGGUCGUGUCAGCAUGUUGUGGUGCUAUUUUCAUUCAGUAUACGUGUUUUACAUACAUCACCAUCAGCAUAUUCCACCCAUUACAGCUCAUGAUUUUAUAUAAAAUAUCUGACCAAUAAAAGUGGGCAGGAUGUCACAACCUAACCAGCAUAAUCCAUGAGACAGGUCUGUAAUAGGUUUUCUUAAGGGAUCAACCCAGCUAACAUUUUGAAUAUGGGUGGAUUCUGGAAUGUUGAAGAACAUUCCAGCUUUUUAUGUGUCUGAGGGACUCCAGCAGUUAGAUUGGCUGGCUGUGCCCGACCACCAGCCUACAAUCCUUCCUUUUGGUCCCACUCAGGAGUAUUGAUAUAAAUUUUAAUGUGGAACACACCAAAUUGUAAUGGCUUGGGCAGAUGGGCAGAGACGUCUCCUAAAUUCCUUCAAACUUCAGGAAUCUGGCAGAUCUUAUUUGCCAAACAAUGGCAUAAUUGGUGGCCUGACCUACUGAAUAUUGGGAAAUUUACAGCUUAAUCUAGUUUAACGUGAUAAACUGGGACCCUUCAUCAUGGCCAUCAAUUUUUGUCAGAUUUCAUUGUAAAAAACAAAAAUGUUACAGAUCCAGAUAUUUAAUCCCCAAGCUGUACAUGUAAUCUGUACAUUCAUAUCAGGAGGAGGUAACAGAACUGCAUGAUCAUCCAUUAAAAUAAUUUGAUGAGUUUGGUGUCAGCACUCAUAAAAUGAGAGGUCUUGAAUUUACAGUGACCAGUCUGCAACCACUACGGUCACCACCAAAGGGUAACUGGGUGCCUUUAAAUAUUAGACCUACUGUAUUAAAGUGUCUGGGAAAAGUUAUUGUUGUUUAUACCAACCAUUCAGAUGACUAAUUUCGUUAAGGGAUUUUAAAAGAAGUAAACUAUGUUAAGGGCAAUAAGAGCCGUUUCAAACUGGGGCGACUCGUCAGGCGACUCAGCCGCCUGACAAGUCGCGUCCCAUUCUAUGCAAUAGAACCGUUCUAAUU
Molecule: messenger RNA, 5186 nt
Organism: Rana temporaria (common frog)
Lineage: Eukaryota; Metazoa; Chordata; Amphibia; Anura; Ranidae
Product: gap junction delta-2 protein-like
Exons: 2
Coding region: 792-1694 (300 amino acids)
Biological process (GO): cell communication
Cellular component (GO): connexin complex
Source: RefSeq, a predicted model, not a curated record